This is a messenger RNA of Arvicola amphibius (Eurasian water vole), 2855 nucleotides long. It is a transcript of the gene Slc39a14, whose product is annotated as solute carrier family 39 member 14. Bases 237 to 1706 code for a protein of 489 amino acids. Gene Ontology annotation, cellular component: membrane. Gene Ontology annotation, molecular function: zinc ion transmembrane transporter activity. Lineage: Eukaryota; Metazoa; Chordata; Mammalia; Rodentia; Cricetidae. The transcript is spliced from 10 exons. Gene Ontology annotation, biological process: intracellular zinc ion homeostasis; zinc ion import across plasma membrane. The record is from RefSeq and is a predicted model, not a curated record.
CAUGCGCACGCGGCGGGGGCCGGACGCAGAGAGGGGGCGCGUGGCUGUCGGCGGGGACGCACCCACUCAGUAGCUGUGUCGCCGGCUGCCCCGGGGCCUGGAUAGUGAGGCUGCGUGGGCCCGACUGCCGGCUGGAGGACUGCAGGAUCUUCUGUUGCCUAGUCUAUCCUUGUAUUUGAAGUAAUCCUGCUGCUUCAGUUUGCUGACAGCUGGGAUUGCAGGUGUCCUUGGCCACCAUGAAGCCCCUGCCCCGCACCCUCCCUAGCUGCCUCCUGUUGGUGCUGUUUGGCAUAUGGGGACCUGCCCCCGAGACUCAGGCCUCCUCUGCUACCGUGCCGCCCCUCAGCGCCACCUCCUUCCUGGAAGAUCUCAUGAAGCGCUAUGGGGAGAAUGACAGCCUUACGCUGCCGCAGCUGAAAGCCUUGCUAAAAAACCUGGACGUGGGAGUGGACCGGGAUAACGUUACUCGGCCCAAGGAAGGAUACAGGAACCUGUCCACGUGCUUUAGCUCCGGAGACCUCUUCGCUGCCCACAAUUUCAGCGAGCACUCUCAGAUCGGGAUGAGUGAGUUUCAGGAGUUCUGCCCCACCAUCCUCCAGCAGCUGGAUUCCCGGGCUUGCACCUCCCAAAACCAGGAGAAUGAGGAAAAUGAGCAGUCAGAGGAGGGGAAGCCUAGUGCCAUUGAAGUAUGGGGGUACGGUAUCCUCUGCGUUACCGUCAUCUCCCUCUGCUCCCUCAUGGGGGCCAGCGUGGUGCCCUUCAUGAAGAAGACUUUUUACAAGAGGCUGCUGCUCUACUUCAUAGCCUUGGCGAUUGGAACCCUCUACUCCAACGCCCUCUUCCAGCUCAUCCCCGAGGCGUUUGGUUUCAACCCUCAGGACAAUUAUGUCUCCAAGUCUGCGGUGGUGUUUGGGGGCUUCUACCUUUUCUUUUUUACAGAGAAGAUCCUGAAGAUGCUCCUGAAGCAGAAAAAUGAGCACCAUCACGGACACAACCAUUUUACCUCCGAGACUCUGCCUUCCAAGAAGGACCAAGAGGAGGGUGUGAUGGAGAAGCUGCAGAAUGGGGACCUGGACCACAUGAUUCCUCAGCAUUGCAACAGUGAGCUGGACGGCAAGGCGCCUGGCACCGACGAGAAGGUCAUCGUAAGCUCCAUGUCUGUUCAGGACCUGCAGGCGUCUCAGAGUGCUUGCUACUGGCUCAAAGGGGUCCGAUACUCUGAUAUUGGUACCCUGGCUUGGAUGAUCACUUUGAGCGACGGUCUCCACAAUUUCAUCGAUGGCCUGGCUAUUGGUGCCUCCUUCACCGUGUCUGUUUUCCAAGGCAUUAGCACGUCGGUGGCCAUUCUUUGUGAGGAAUUCCCACACGAGCUGGGAGACUUUGUUAUCCUGCUCAAUGCUGGCAUGAGCAUCCAGCAGGCUCUCUUCUUCAACUUCCUUUCUGCUUGCUGCUGCUACGUGGGUCUGGCCUUCGGCAUCCUGGCUGGAAGUCACUUCUCUGCCAACUGGAUUUUUGCACUGGCUGGAGGAAUGUUCUUGUACAUUGCUCUUGCGGAUAUGUUCCCGGAGAUGAACGAGGUCUGCCAAGAGGACGAAAGGAAGGACAGCUUCUUGGUCCCCUUUGUCAUCCAGAAUCUUGGCCUCCUGACCGGCUUCUCCAUCAUGCUAGUCCUCACGAUGUAUUCAGGGCAGAUUCAGAUUGGGUAGGACCCUGCCGGUGGGGAGCCAGUGGCAUUGCAUCGGACUCUGGGCCUUAUGUCCCUGGCCUGAGGACUCAGCAUCCAUGAAGCAUCAUGGGUGAGGCAGUUCUUUACAAACUGGCACACACUGCCUGCCUGCAUUCAGAUGUCAGCUGUUUCAAAACGUCUGUCCUGGGAAGAACCUGCCCUGGGACUCUCUAGGUAGUGCCUCAAACCGUCUCCCCAACCCUUUCCACAGAUGAUUCUGGAACUGAAAUGCCUCGUGUAGGACACACUUCUCUUCCUUCUGAUCACCCUCGUCUGUCUCUUUCUCUUGGAGGAAGCACUGAGAGAUGUUGAAUCUUUUACAAUGUAAAAACAAAGCCAGUGGUGAUGGUGUGGUUAGAAAUAUCAGGGUGGUUUCCAGCUCUGGAGCCCGUGAUUCUGAAUGUGUGUACCCUGGGCUUGAAGUCGGUCCAUCUUGACAUGGGUUCUCAUGUUUUUACAGAGGAAGGACAGAAGAUAGGAAUCCCGUUUGUUCUCAGUCUGUGCAGUUAACUGUUCUCUGAAAGAGGCUGGCAUGCUGAGCAGAUGAGGCAGGGGUUCACCUUGAGGGACAAGGAGAACUGACGGUGGAUGUCCUGUCUCCUUGGUGCUCUCUGGUCCCCUCUAGGCUGCUGGAUGCUGCUGUGUGCCGCAUCUGCGUCACAGAGUCAGCCAGGCGAGCCACUGUGGAUGCCCUCGAGUGGCACCCGGUCUGCGCCAAACCCAUUCAUUUUGCCCUGAUUUUCACACACACCCUCUUGGCUUCCUUUUCUAGAUACUUUUUAGAUGCCUCACUAGAAGCACAUUUAAGGUGUUUGCAUUAGGGGGGAAACUGCACAUUUAACCUCCCCUGGUCUAGACUUCUGCCAAGUAGAACCUGGCCCGGUAUCGGGACGCAGUUGUUUAUGCCUUAUUGUGACAAAGGUAACCGGAAAUGGAGUCCGUGCUGGCCAAAACUUAGGACUUGCUAAUUGUAGAAAUAAUAGUUGUAUACCGAGGAACUCCGGACCUUGAGGUCAAACCUUCAGGUCAGGGCUGCAGACGUCCCUGCUGCCCGUGGGUUUUAAAGGGCACACUGUCUAGCUCCCACUUCCUCCCUGGCCCCAGACAACAAGAUGAAUCCUGAAUUGAA